This is a messenger RNA of Drosophila guanche, 1712 nucleotides long. RefSeq lists its product as uncharacterized. The record is from RefSeq and is a predicted model, not a curated record. Bases 388 to 1683 code for a protein of 431 amino acids. The transcript is spliced from 6 exons. Lineage: Eukaryota; Metazoa; Arthropoda; Insecta; Diptera; Drosophilidae.
AGCCCCAGAAAAAUUGAAAAUUGUGAAAUGAAAGCCAUUAAAAAAGCGCACAUGUGGGCUUAAAUAUUUCCCAAUAUUCGCAAAGAUCAUUAAACAAAGACUCUCGUACACAUUUUGGUUUUUGGGCCUGGCCGAGUAACCUUUUCCAUACGAAGCGUUGAACCUGCCUGCAACCUGUUGCUGGCAUUUGUGGACACUUUACCCCAAGCGGAUGGCAACCACACUCGAAGAGCAAAGCGACCUGCUCCGUGCUCCGUGUGUACACUACAAUUAUCUCAUUUAAAUAAGAUGCGCUAAAGGGUUCGGGCAGGCGGCCACAGCAGCAGCGCAGGGAUAUACAUCCGAAAAUCUAAACAUACAUAUUUCAGGAGUGGUUCCCCAUAUUUCAUGGCCAUGCAGGAUAUAAGGCUACGCCUGGAACCGCAGCUCAGUACAGUCACAGCCACAUUCACAUCGUCCUCGUCCUCAGCCUCCUCCUCCACAUCAUCCUCAUCGAACACGGCUGAGACCACGCUGAUUGAGACGGCCCAGAAGUCGCCUAUUGCCGCCGAGCAGAUCUUCAGUGAGGCAGCUGCUGGAGCAGGGACAGGAACGAACACAGUGAAUACAUCUCCGCAGCAUUAUUUCCAUCAUCAUCAUCAUCCGCACCAGCAUCCACGCCCGCAGCAGCAGCAACAACAGCAGCACACGCACUCGCAUCCGCAUCCGCACCAUCCGAGACGCCACGUGGAGCAGCUGCAGCUGGUGCACAGCCACCACAAUGCCCAAGAGCUGCCCGAGCAGGAGCACCAGCAUCAGCUGCAACUGCCGCGCUCCCCCAGCUCCGAGGAGGAUAAUUCACCCACAGAAAUGAAUAAUUGCCGUCGUUUGGUUGAUAAACCGCCGCUGGUGAAGCGACUUACCAUGGGCAUUGGCCUGCUCAGGGGCACCGAGGACAGCCGCCCACUGGUGCACAACACAUGCGGCUCGUCCCUGAACUCGGGCUCAUCGCAGACCAUUUCGGAUGGCUAUGUGAACGAGGCCAUCUGCGAGCCGGACAAGUAUGUGGCCAGCAAAUUUGGUGACUCGUGUCGCCAAUCGCUCACCGCCCUGGAAUCGGCCACCCAGCGCCUGCAGGUGGAGCUGCCCAACAACAAGAAGUAUUUGCGAGAGACAUGCAGCGCUAAUUCCAGUCCGAAACUGUUUGCCACCAAUGGAUCGCUGCGUCUGGAUAAUCUCAGUCUGGCUGAGCAGCAGGAGCUUAAGGGUGCCGCCUGGUUUCAGGCGGGCAUUCCGCGCGAGAUCUCACUGGAGGUGCUCUCCCGCCAGAGUCCCGGCGCCUUUCUGGUGCGUCAGAGCAGCACCAAGCCAGGCUGCUUUGCUCUGUCGCUGCGUGUGCCGCCGCCAUCACCGCGAGUGGCCCACUAUCUGAUCCUCAGGACACAGCGGGGCUACAAAAUCAAGGGCUUUACCAAGGAGUUUAGUUCGCUGAAAGCCCUGAUCACCCAUCACUCGGUGAUGCCGGAGCUGCUGCCCGUGCCGCUUACGUUGCCCCGGCCGGCGCACGUGCGUUCCCACGCCCAGACACAGGCACAGGUGUAUGGCAGUGGCAGUGGCAGUGGCGGCGGCGGUGGUGGCGGGGACUUUGAAAUGUACGGCUCGCUGAAUGAUUUUCGCAACAUGAUGGCCGAUUUGAAUGUGUGACCGUUGGGCGCACUUAAUUAAUUAAGUAA